This is a messenger RNA of Momordica charantia (bitter melon), 3856 nucleotides long. RefSeq lists its product as uncharacterized. Gene Ontology annotation, molecular function: protein binding. The record is from RefSeq and is a predicted model, not a curated record. Gene Ontology annotation, cellular component: catalytic step 2 spliceosome. Lineage: Eukaryota; Viridiplantae; Streptophyta; Magnoliopsida; Cucurbitales; Cucurbitaceae. Gene Ontology annotation, biological process: regulatory ncRNA-mediated heterochromatin formation; RNA processing; negative regulation of RNA catabolic process.
CGCACGGAUUGAAUUGGACAUUUUGCCUCUUUUCACUUCCCUCGUAGGCUUUCAUCUCGCGGGCAAAUUCUGCGUAACCAACCAUGGAAUUGGAAGCUACAGCAGAAGAGGAGUCACCAGCUCAAGACCCAAACCCCAAAAUCUCCCUCUUCCCGCUCUCGCUCGCGCCCCAAAAUCCUCAGGGAACCUUGCCCAAUUCAAGCGUUCCUCAGUGGCUCUGCAACUCCAGCUUCACCACCGACCUCUCCGUCAUCGACGAUGCUAUUUCUUCUCAAAAUAUUGUCUAUUCUGCCCUUUCAGACGAUGCCAACCGGGAAGACGCUGUGGAGGAUGAAGGAGGUUCGAGUGCCGAACCUGGGGCGCAGAAGUCUUCUCGAUCAUACGAAUUGCUGGAGUCUUCUGCUUCGGACGACGAUUCCGAGCAUGAAAAGAGGAAAGAGAGGAGGAAGAAGAAGAAGAAGAGGAGGAGGCGAAAUGAAUACGAAGAAAGUGGAGGCUUCGGCGAAUAUGGUUCGAGAAAGUCCGACGUUCGAGCUUGGGCCGACGACAGUAGCAGACCUUCCAAAGAUUAUUACUUCGAUUCUCAGGGAGACCGGGACAAUUUAGCUUUCGGGUCUCUUUACAGGAUGGAUGUUGCACGUUACAGGCCACUCAACCCUGGGGAAAGACCUGGACUUUAUGUUCAUGGAUUUUAUCAGUGGAAUAAAAGCGGCUCAGCCUUAUUCAGAGAUGCUGAUGCUGAUGCGUUGGAUAGUAAAGUAAAAUCGGGUGGACGAUAUUGGUCUGCAAAGAAUGCAGCCAUAGAGCGACAUAAGAACUUCAAACGUGUACGCAUCGGUUUUUCUAGAAAAAUUUCAGAUACAUUCUUGGAUGAUUUCAUUCCUUUGUCGGAUGUUCAAACAUCAAAUAAUCUCGAGGAAUCUUGGGAAGAUGAAGUGCUACGAAAAACUCGGGAGUUUAAUAAACUUACUAGGGAGCAUCCCCAUGACGAGAAGGCUUGGUUAGAUUUUGCUGAAUUUCAAGAUAAGGUUGCAGCCAUGCAACCUCAGAAAGGUGCUCGCUUGCAAACUCUAGAGAAAAAAAUUAGCAUACUCGAGAAGGCUGCUGAGCUUAACCCAGAGAAUGAGGAAUUAUUGCUAUACCUUCUCAAGACCUAUCAGAACAGAGAUAAUAUUGAUGUGGUGAUUAGUAGAUGGGAGAAGAUACUGAUGCAGCAUUCUGGGAGUUAUAAGUUGUGGAGAGAGUUUUUGCAUCUCAUUCAAGGGGAGUUCUCGAGAUUCAAGGUUUCAGACAUGAGACAAAUGUAUGCACAUGCGAUUCAAGCUCUAUCUGCUGCAUGCAACCAGCACAUUAGGCAGGCCAAUCAAACUGCCAAACCCUCUGUGGAGCAUGAUCAUAUUCAGCUAGAACUUAGUAUGGUUGAUAUUUUCCUGAGUUUGUGCAGGUUUGAGUGGCAGGCUGGGUAUCAGGAGUUGGCUACUGCUUUAUUUCAGGCUGAGAUUGAAUUUAGCUUGUUCUGCCCUGCUCUGCAUUUAAAUGAUCGAAGUAAACAAAGAUUAUUUGAACACUUUUGGAAUAGUGACGGUGAAAGAGUUGGUGAAGAAGGUGCCCUUGGUUGGUCUACAUGGUUAGAAAGAGAAGAGGAAAAUAGACAAAAGGUUAUUAAAGAGGAGGAGGCCUUAGAGGCUGAUGAUAAAGGUGGUUGGACGGGUUGGUCUGAUCCAGCACCCAAAGAGAAGAAAAAUAGCGAUGACACAGAAACUACUGCAGAAAUGGGUGUUGCAGCAGAGGAGACUAUGGCGGAAUAUGUGGAAGAAGAAGAUAUCGAAAGGGAAGAUAGCACUGAAGAUUUGCUCAAAAUUCUAGGAAUUAACACUGAUCUAGGGGUAGAUGGGGAGGUUAAGGACACCUCAACCUGGGCUAAAUGGUCAAAAGAAGAGUCACUAAGAGAUUGUGAACAAUGGAUACCUGUCCGGGCAAAAACUGCAGAUGUUAUUCAUGAUGAAGAGAUGCCUGAUGGAGAAGCAAACGAACAACUUCUAAGAGUUGUAUUAUAUGAAGAUGUCAAAGAGUACCUGUUUUCAUUGAUUUCAAGUGAAGCCCGUUUAUCCUUAAUAUAUCAGCUAAUUGAAUUCUUUAGUGGAAAAAUCUAUUCAAGGGCUUCUUCAAAUAGUUCAAGUUGGAUGGAGAGAAUACUUAGUUUAGAGGCAUUGCCAGACGAUAUAUUACAUUACCUGAGAAGUGUCCACGAUGUUCUUAACAAAGGACAAAAUAUCUCUGGUGGCUUCACUUUGGAGGUCCUUGUGGGAGGUUCUGAUAACUUAUCUAGUAUGUCUGACAUGAUGAAGUUUCUUCGCAAUGCUAUCUUACUUUGUUUAACGACUUUCCCACGUAAUUAUAUAUUGGAAGAAGCUGCUUUAAUUGCUGAAGAGUUAUUCGUUACAAAAAUGAAUUCUGGUGGCUCCUCAGUUACCCCCUGCCGUUCCUUGGCAAAGAACCUCUUGAAAAGUGAUCGUCAGGACGUGUUAUUAUGUGGAGUCUAUGCACGACGAGAGGCAACAUAUGGAAAUAUUGAUCAUGCUAGAAAAGUAUUUGACAUGGCAUUGGCAUCUGUGGAAAGCCUUCCUGUGGAUCAGAAGUCUAACGCUUCUCUACUAUAUUUCUGGUAUGCUGAAAUGGAGCUUGCGAAUGAUCCUAUCAAGGGUCAUGACUCAUUAAAUCGUGCAGUUCACGUCUUAUCUUGCCUAGGAAGUGGUGCUGCACACAGUCCAUUUAAAUGUCAACCAUCAAGCUUGCAAGUGCUGAGAGCGCACCAAGGCUUUAAAGAAAAAGUCAGGGCAGUACAGUCUACAUGGCUCCAUGGAGUUAUAGAUGACUCGUCUGUGGCUCUCAUAUCCUCUGCAGCUUUGUUUGAGGAGUUGACCUCUGGAUGCAAUGCAGGUCUUGAGGUUUUAGAUCAAGCUUUCUCCAUGGUACUUCCAGAAAGAAGAAAACAGAGCUAUCAGCUUGAAAAUUUAUUCAACUACUACGUGAAGAUGCUUCGGAGACAUCAUAAGCAAUUAAGCCAAAUGAAAGUCCGGGAGUCUGUUUCUCAGGGAUUGCAAUCCUAUCCAUUAAAUCCAGAACUUUAUAGUGCUUUUCUGGAGAUCAGCUACAUUUAUUCGGUACCCAGUAAACUGCGAUGGACCUUUGAUGACUACUGCCAGAAGCAACCUUCUUUGAUUCUUUGGAUUUUUGCAUUAUCCUUUGAGAUGGGUCAUGGAGGUUCUCUCCAUAGAAUCCGUAGACUGUUCGAAAAGGCAUUGGAAAACGAGAAUUUGCGUCAUUCUGUUCUACUCUGGCGCUGUUACAUAUCAUAUGAGCUGAACACAGCAUGCGAUCCUUCUUCAGCCCGACGAGUUUUCUUCCGAGCUAUUCAUUCCUGCCCGUGGUCAAAAAAACUGUGGCUUGAUGGUUUUCUCAAACUGAACUCCGUUUUGAGCGCGAAAGAGCUUUCGGAUCUCCAAGAAGUUAUGCGGGAUAAGGAGCUCAAUCUUCGAACCGAUAUUUACGAGAUUCUUCUGCAAGAUGAACUUGUGUCUUGAAUCUUGUCUUUGUCGACCUCGAUGCACAGCUGCGCUCUCCCAUGGCUUAAAGGGGAGUUGUUAUCAUGUUCUCAUCCUGUUGCUCUAAAAUAUUGUACGGUGAAAAAAUGUUAUACAAGAAGUAGCUUCACAUUCCCCUCCCUAUAUAGGCGAUGUUCACUGUUUUGUUUUUCUUCUUUAAUUGGACGAUCCUUAUAGAUUGUACAUUGGGUGAGAGGAGACACAGGGUUGGGUUCAAUUUAAAGCUAGGUUAUAAGUUUGUUCGAAGUUAA